UUUUUUUUUUUUCAGGCAAUGCUAAAACAAUUCGUAAUGACAAUAGUUCCCGAUUUGGAAAAUUUAUGCAAGUCUGCUUCAAUGAAAAACACACGAUUGAAGGUUGCGUAAUACAAGAUUAUUUACUAGAGCAAUCACGGAUAACAUUUCAAGGACCAGGAGAACGAAAUUAUCACGUCAUGUAUCAAUUAGUAGCGCAAGGACAAAAAAACAAGGAAAUGCAAGAAAAUUUUUGCCUAAGACCUCCAGAAUUUUACAGAUAUUUGAAUACUUUUGAAGAUAUUUCAGUGGACAUAAACUUAGAAUCAAGGAAAUUCAAUGAAUUAACAAUGGCACUUACUGUACUGCAAAUUUCGCAGUCAGAUAUAGACUGUAUCUUUAAAGUUUUAAGCUCUAUAUUAUGGUUGGGUAAUAUCGAAUUUAUGGAUGUAGACGGUGAACGAUGCGAGUUUUCGAAAAGUGAUAAAGAAAUUGUUGUCAUAUUAUCUAAAAUGUUGGGUCUCAGCACUGAUGAGCUUAAAAUGGUCUUAUUGCUACGCCAGAUAAACGUUCGGGGAAACAUAACGGAAAUUCCAUUAAAGCUCCAUGAAGCUAGAGAAAAUCGACAUGCGAUGGCUAGAGCCUUAUACUCGAAAACUUUUGCCUGGCUUGUAAAUAAAAUAAACAUAUGCACAAGUCCUGGAAUGGACUUUAAUCAAUUUCUAGGAGUACUCGAUAUUUUUGGAUUCGAGAAUUUUACAAGGAAUUCAUUCGAACAACUUUGUAUUAAUUAUACGAACGAAAAAUUACACAAAUUCUUUAAUCAUUACGUCUUUGCGUUGGAACUUUCUAUAUAUAAGCAAGAAGAUAUCAAUUAUACACACGUUGAGUUUAAAGAUAACUCAUUAUGCUUGGAGCUUAUAGAAAAACCUCCUCGGUGCAUAUUUAAACUUCUUACUGAACAAUGUCACAUGCCCAAGGGAUCGGACUCAGCGUAUUUGAAUAACCUGCAUUCGGAAUUCGAAUACAAUCCUAUGUACAUAAAGGGCUUGGAUCGUCGUCAUUGGGAAACAGAGUUUGGUAUUAGACACUACGCAGGAAAGGUCAUUUAUUCAGUUGAAGGAUUUGUUGAUAAAAAUCGAGAUAUGCAACAAGAUGUUCUUUUUGAUUAUAUGAGUCGCAGUAAACACUCAUUUCUUUGCGAUCUUGCUAAAAGCCAGGUAUAUUCGAUGUAUAAAACCAAAUUCUCUUAAACAAGCGAACAUAUACAAUGAUUCCUUAGUUCUCGAUCAAUUGAGGUACCUUGGAAUCUUAGAUAUAAUUCGAAUAAGACGGGAAGGCU
Messenger RNA from Drosophila navojoa, 1321 nucleotides. Its product is annotated as unconventional myosin-VIIa-like. Gene Ontology annotation, molecular function: actin filament binding; microfilament motor activity; ATP binding. NCBI's taxonomy places the organism in Eukaryota, Metazoa, Arthropoda, Insecta, Diptera, Drosophilidae. The record is from RefSeq and is a predicted model, not a curated record. Gene Ontology annotation, biological process: actin filament organization. Gene Ontology annotation, cellular component: cytoplasm; myosin complex; membrane.